This is a messenger RNA of Orycteropus afer afer, 4230 nucleotides long. RefSeq names its product non-SMC condensin I complex subunit D2 (gene NCAPD2). The record is from RefSeq and is a predicted model, not a curated record. Gene Ontology annotation, cellular component: condensed chromosome, centromeric region; nucleus. Gene Ontology annotation, biological process: mitotic cell cycle; mitotic chromosome condensation; meiotic chromosome condensation. Gene Ontology annotation, molecular function: histone binding. Lineage: Eukaryota; Metazoa; Chordata; Mammalia; Tubulidentata; Orycteropodidae.
CCAGCCCUGUGAGCCAGUGGGAGAAAGAUGUCUCCCCAACUGUAUGAGUUCCAUCUGCCCUUAUCCCCAGAGGAGUUGUUGAAAAGCGGAGGAGUGAAUCAGUAUGUUGUACAAGAGGUGCUGCCCAUUAGACAUCUUCCGUCACAGCUUAAAGCAUUUCAGGCUGCUUUCCGAGUCCAAGGGCCCCUGGCUAUGCUAGAACACUUUGAUACUAUCUACAGCAUUUUACAUCACUUUCGAAGUAUAGAUCCUGGCCUCAAAGAAGACACUCUGGAAUUCCUGAUGAAAGUGGUAUCCCGCCAUUCCCAGGAACUUCCAGGUAUCUUGGAUGAUACAACUUUGAGUGUGUCGGAUAGAAGCGCCCACCUGAAUGCCCUUAAAAUGAACUGCUAUGCUCUGAUCCGCUUCUUGGAAUCCUUCGAGACCAUGACCAGCCAGAUAAGCCUCAUGGACCUAGAUCUUGGUGGGAAGGGUAAGAAAGCCCGGGCCAAGGCAGCCCAUGGCUUUGUUUGGGAAGAAGAAAGACAACCAAUUCUUCAGCUUUUAACACAGCUGCUCCAGUUGGAUAUUCGUCACCUGUGGAACCACUCAGUAAUUGAAGAAGAGUUUGUCAGUUUGGUUACUGGCUGUUGCUACCGUCUCCUGGAGAACCCUACCAUUAGUCACCAGAAGAACCGCCCUACUCGGGAAGCCAUAACACAUCUGCUUGGUGUGGCCUUGACACGUUAUAACCAUAUGCUCAGUGCUACUGUAAAGAUUAUCCAGAUGCUGCAGCACUUUGAACACCUGGCACCUGUUCUGGUGACAGCUGUGAGUCUCUGGGCAACUGACUAUGGAAUGAAGAGCAUAGUGGGAGAGAUUGUAAGAGAAAUUGGACAGAAGUGUCCCCAGGAGCUGAGUCGAGACCCUUCAGGAGCAAAGGGCUUUGCAGCUUUCCUGACGGAAUUAGCAGAACAUGUCCCAGCAAUCCUGAUGUCCAACAUGUGCGUUUUGCUAGAUCACCUGGAUGGAGAGAAUUACAUGAUGCGCAAUGCUUUGCUAGUGGCCAUGGCAGAGAUGGUGCUGCAGGUUCUAAAUAGUGAUCAAUUGGAGGAAACAGCUCGAGACACCAGAGACCAGUUCUUGGACACCUUGCAAGCCCAUGGCCAUGAUGUCAACUCUUUUGUGCGGAGCCGUGUUUUGCAGCUCUUCACCCGAAUCGUCCAGCAGAAGGCUCUCCCCCUGACCCGUUUCCAGGCAGUGGCGGCCUUAGCUGUGGGACGUCUGUCAGACAAGUCAGUGCUAGUGUGUAAAAAUGCCAUCCAGCUGCUGGCCAGUUUUCUAGCCAAUAAUCCUUUUUCCUGCAAGCUUAGUGAUGCUGACCUUGCUGGACCACUGCAGAAGGAGACCCAGAAAUUACAAGAGAUGAGGUCCCAGAGGCAAACUGCGGUUGCUUCUGCAGUGGUGGACCCAGAGGAGGAAUGGGAAGCCAUGCUGCCAGAGUUGACAUCUACCCUGCAGCAGUUUCUAAAGCUUCCUCGAGAAGAGGAGAUUCCCAAGGAAAUUGCUAAUACAGAGACUGCUGAAGAGGUGAAAGGACGAAUCUGUCAGCUGCUUGCCAAGGCUAGUUACAAGCAGGCCAUCAUUCUCACCCAGGAAGCUGUGAGCCACUUCCAGGAGUCCGAACCCUUCAGUCAUAUGGACCCAGAGGAGUCAGAGGAGAUCAGGUUCUUGAAUCUCUUAGGAAGUAUCUUCAAAGGCACAGCAGCUUCUACACAGGAGAAGAAUCCUCAGGGGUCUGCAGGGAACAUGGGCCCAGAACAGACUAUCUGUAAGGACAAGCUCAAUAGGUUAGAGCCUGAGAAAUCCAGGGAAAAAGAUGAACUGGUGAAGCAGGAGAUGCUGGUGCAGUAUCUGAAGGAUGCCUACAACUUCUCUCUGAAGAUUACAGAGGCCAUUGGCAUCAUCAGCAAGAUGAUGUAUGAAAACACAACUACAGUGGUGCAGGAGGUGAUUGAAUUCUUUGUGAUGGUGUCUCACUUUGGGGUACCUCAGGCCCUGGUGGGGGUACGCCGCAUGCUGCCUCUCAUCUGGUCUAAGGAGCCUGGUGUCCGGGAAGCUGUGCUCAAUGCCUACCGCCAACUCUACCUCAAUCCCAAAGGAGAUUCUGCCAGAGCCAAGGCCCAGACAUUGAUCCAGAAUCUCUCUUUGCUGCUAGUGGAUGUCUCAGUUGGGACUAUUCAGUGUCUUGAGGAAAUUCUCUGUGAGUUUGUGCGGAAAGAUGAAUUGAAACCAGCAGUGACCCAGCUGCUGUGGGAGCGGGCAACUGAGAAGGUCCCCUGCUCUCCUCUGGAGCGCUGCUCCUCUGUGAUGCUUCUGGGGAUGAUGGCACGAGGGAAACCAGAAAUUGUGGGAAGCAACUUAGACACACUGGUAAGCAUAGGGCUGGAUGACAAGUUUCCACAGGACUACCGGCUGGCCCAACAGGUGUGCCAUGCAAUUGCCAACAUCUCUGACAGGAGAAAGCCCUCUCUGGGAAAACGUCACCCUCCCUUCCGACUGUCUCAGGACCACAGGUUGUUUGAUCGACUGCAGGAGGUGGUCACAAAAGGCUUUGUCCAUCCAGACCCAUUCUGGAUCCCAUUCAAAGAGGUGGCAGUGACCCUUAUCUACCAGCUGGCAGAGGGUCCCGAGGUGAUCUGUGCCCAGAUAUUGCAGGGCUGUGCAAAACAGGCCCUGGAGAAGCUGGAGGAGAAAAGCCCCUCCCAGGAGGACCCGAAGGAAACCCCCAUGCUCCCCACUUACCUGCUGAUGAACCUGCUGUCGUUGGGUGGGGACGUGGCUCUGCAGCAGCUGGUCCACUUGGAGCAGGCUGUGAGUGGAGAGCUGUGUCGGCGCCGAGUUCUUCGGGAAGAACAGGAGCACAAGACUAAAGGUCCGAAGGAGAAGAAUACAAGCUCUGAGACCACCAUGGAGGAGGAAUUGGGGCUGGUUGGGGCUACUGCUGAUGACACAGAAGCAGAAAUAAUCCGUAGCAUCUGUGAGAUGGAACUGUUGGAUGGCAAACAGGUUCUAGCCGCCAUUGUUCCACUUCUGCUCAAAGUUUGCAACAACCCUGGUCUCUAUAGCAACCCCGACCUCUCUGCAGCUGCUUCACUUGCCCUUGGCAAGUUCUGCAUGAUCAGUGCCACUUUCUGUGAUUCCCAGCUUCGGCUUCUGUUCACCAUGCUGGAAAAGUCCUCACUUCCUGUUGUCCGGUCUAACCUCAUGAUUGUCACUGGAGAUCUGGCCAUCCGUUUCCCCAACCUGGUGGACCCCUGGACUCCUAAUCUGUAUGCUCGCCUCCGAGACCCAGCUCAGCAAGUGCGGAAAACAGCAGGGCUGGUGAUGACCCACCUUAUCCUGAAGGACAUGGUGAAGGUAAAGGGUCAGGUGAGCGAGAUGGCGGUGCUGCUCAUCGACCCUGAGCCUCAGAUCGCGGCCCUGGCCAAGAACUUCUUCAAUGAGCUUUCCCACAAGGGAAAUGCAAUCUAUAAUCUCCUUCCAGAUGUCAUCAGUCGCCUAUCAGACCCUGAGGGUGGGGUGGAGGAAGAGCCUUUCCACACCAUUAUGAAGCAGCUCCUCUCCUACAUCACUAAGGAUAAGCAGACUGAGAGCCUGGUGGAGAAGCUGUGUCAGCGCUUCCGCACAGCCCGAACCGAGAGGCAGUACCGGGACCUGGCCUACUGUGUGUCCCAGCUGCCCUUCACAGAGCGAGGCCUGCGAAAGAUGCUUGACAAUUUUGAUUGCUUUGCUGAUAAGCUGUCAGAUUCGGCCAUCUUUAAUGCUUUUUUGUUAGUUGUGGGCAAGCUUCGGCGUGGGGCCAAGCCCGAGGGCAAGGCUAUAAUAGAUGAAUUUGAGCAGAAGCUUCAGGCCUGUCACACUAGAGGGUUGGAUGCAGUAGAGGAGCUUGAGAUUGGCCAGGCUGGGACCCAGAGAGCACCAUCAGCCGCCAAGAAACAAUCUGCUGUCUCCAGGCACCAGCACCUGGCUUCUGCUGCCUUGGACAAUGACUUUGUGACACCUGAGCCCCGCCGUACUGCCCAUCAUCAUCCAAACACCCAGCAGCGAGUUUCUAAAAAGAAACCCAAAAUUGUCUUCUCAAGUGAUGAGUCCAGUGAGGAAGAGCUUUCAGCAGAGAUGACAGAAGAUGAGACACCCAAGAAAACGACCCCCAUUCGCCGAGCAUCUGCUCGCAGACACAGGUCCUAA